GUGGUUUCUGCGAAAGGAUUUCCCUCACAGUGACUCAUUUCGCGUUUGUUUUUCACGGCAUCCCCCGAUCGAACACAGAACUUGUCAAAAAUUAUCUCCAAGUGUUUCUAGAGUUGUUUGAGGGAUAUAAAAAGUGAUUUUCGUGCAGCAGCUGGUCUGUGUUGCAAUCAAGGUUAAAAAAUUUCCGUGUCAGUCGAGUUGCGGGAUCAAAACAAAACCGCGUGGCUGUAAAACAAUCGAAAUGAAGUUGGAAUUGAGCGACGGCAUGUCGAACAAUUCGGAUUUUAGCAACGACUCGCACAAUUCGCAAAUGUCCACCGCUGAUUUUAUGGCCUCGAUGGGCAAUGGGACACUUUUGACACCCACGUCCGCGGUAAGGCCCAGUACCAAUCUUCUGUUCGAGGGAUUGUCAAAAGGCUAUAUGACUUAUGAGGGUCUCCAUUCAGGUGUGCCCACAAGAACGACCCCAACAGUGACCCCGACGAUCCAUAGAAAUAUAGAGCAGACUUUUAUCGAACUCCAAAAGACGGAGCACCACGAGAACGAAGCGGGAUUUGUGCCUCCGAUGGUUCACAAUAUAGGAAAUAACCAGUACAUCCCAGUAUCUGAAGCCGCCGACAUCUACAGCCUGAAAUCCUCCCCGAACCUGAACAGCAGCCUGUGGCACAGCAACCUCUCGCAAUCCUCCCUCUCCGACUGCGACACCCGUUCAACCCCGCCACUCAGCAUCAGCGGCGGGUACGAGGGCGGCUCGGCCGGCGGCGGCGGCGGCCAAACCACGCGAAGAAACAUGGGCGGCAGAAAACCGACCAAGGACGUCAAUUUGAGUCCCGAGGAGGAGGAGAGGAGGAAAAUCAGGAGGGAGCGCAACAAGGCGGCGGCGGCGCGGUGUAGAAAGAGGCGCGUCGAUCACACGAACCAGCUCAUUAUGGAAACCGAGGAUCUCGAACGCAAACGCCAGAACAUCCAGGACGAGAUCCAGCGCCUCAAGGAGCAACAAGACGAAUUAAUGUUCAUCCUCACGCAACACAAACAAUCCGGAAAAUGCCGAAAACGCCACCACAACAACCAACAACAACACCAACAACAGCAGGACGUUAAACCGUUCCAGAACAUCUACGCUCAGCAGCAGCAACAACAGCAGCAGCAGCAGCAGCAGCAAAUGUAUCAGGAUAUCGAGGAGCGCGUCAAAACCGAACCAAUGGAAGCGCUGAACACGCCCACGGCCGACAUGUUUUUGCUACCGUCAGCGAAGAAGCCCAUGCUUUCCGCGCCCAUCUCUAGACCCUCCCGCCCCAACUCGCUUAACGUCGGAGUGACAGCGCCGCAAUGCAUGACGGAUAUCAUGGGCAUUCCCAUCUCUACGCCCUCUAGCGGCUUGCAUUUCAACUUCGACUCGCUGAUGGGAGGUGGUACUGGUUUGACUCCGGUUUCGGCGCCGCUGGCGCCCUCUUGCAGCACUCAGCAGAGAAAUAUUCCGAUUAGUAGUGCCGAUAUGAUUUCGCCGGAUGCCUGUAAUCCCCCCAAGUUGGUUAGCUUAUAAGAUUUACAUUUGUGGCCGGUGGGCCUCUAGAAAUCUCCUCUGUAAUCUCAUUUUCAUUAUUAUUAUUAUUAUUACCCGACAGUAUUUACAAAUUAAAGAACAAAUUUGUUGUGGCGAGGUUUUCUAGGGGUUUCGCUGGCCGCGUUUCAUGAAGCAAUACAAUCAAGUCAUACAAAACGAAAUUUUGGUACUGUUCACCAUGUUUAGUAGUUGAAGCCAAAAAUGUUUAAUAUUUUUUGUUUUUACUAGUUCAACUAGUGAUAUUUAUGUGUCAUUUAGUUUUAUUAUUUAUUUUGUUAUAGUUUAUUGUAUUAUUGUAAAUAAUUAUAUGCCAUUUGAUGAUGGAAAUUUAUUACCCCAAACGUGCUAAACAUGGAUCUUAAUGAUAAAAUAAUUAUUAAACAAGAAGUAAAGUGCUCAAUUUGCUAUGCUAUAUUUUGCUACCAAGAAAUGCCUUUAUUGACGACGAGAAAUGAUAUAGAAAAGAAUAAACAAAUAAAAAUAUUUUCACUUAAGCAAAAAUAUUCCCUCCAAAAGUUUUUUAUAUAGUAGAUGAUAAGGAUUAACAUUAUUAUAUUUUUGUAAGUGGAGUGCUCCUUUACAAAAAAGCGAUUUGUGUUAUUAUUGAUAGGUAUAUUAUUAAUAUAUUAUAUUGAACGAUAUGGAAAGAUACUUUUCUACGAGUAUGUUUAUAGCAAUAUAUGGAUUACAUUUUUUGUAAUCAGUCAAUUUUAUAUUGUAGUUUUGUCAGAUUUUUGUAUUUAUUUUAUGCAAUGCUAAUUUAAGAAAUAAAUCGAUUUA
Messenger RNA from Brassicogethes aeneus, 2344 nucleotides. Lineage: Eukaryota; Metazoa; Arthropoda; Insecta; Coleoptera; Nitidulidae. The record is from the annotation of a GenBank genome assembly.